AUGGGCAUCACGGGCGCACAAUGGACGCAGCUGGCUUCGGCAGACCGCCUUCGUCGAUCCUCGCAGGCGGUCUCUGUUGUCGGCCCCAACAUCUACGUUUUCGGUGGCGAAUUGGCUCCAAGAAAGCCUGUUGAUAACUUGUUCGACAUCUUGGACGUCAAGCAGCCUGCGCUGAAGACGGUGGAAGCCAGUUCAGGCACGGCACCUUGCCCCCGUGUCGGCAGCCCAAGCGCCACCAUCGGGCAAAAAAUCUACCUCUUCUCAGGACGCGGAGGCCUUGAAAUGCACCCUGUCGAGGAGGACGGGGCAUUGUGGGAAUACAACACGACGGAAAACUCUUGGCAGCUCAUCAAGCCGACAGAUCCCCAGGCUCCCUUUCCCGUUGGUAGGAGCUACCAUGCGAUCACAUCAGACGGCAACAGAACGAUCUACGUCCAUGCUGGGUGUCCUGAGACGGGCAGGCUCUCGGACAUGUGGGCGUUUGAUGUGCAGGAGAAGAGCUGGCGCGAGUUGGCUUCUGCCCCGGAGCCUGCGAGAGGCGGUACUUCAAUCGCCCAUGUCGGAGGCAAAAUAUAUCGUGUGGGAGGAUUUGAUGGCAAGACCGAGCAGGGGGGUGCUCUCGAUAUCCUGGAUGUUGGUCAAAACAAGUGGUCUUCGGUCAAUUACAUCGCAGACAAUGCCCAAGGCCCCGAACCGAGGAGUGUCGCGGCACUGCUGGCACUAGAGUCCAAGUACCUCAUCUCCCUGUUCGGCGAGCGCGAUCCGAGCUCUCUUGGUCACGCAGGCGCGGGCAAGAUGCUGGGCGACGUGUGGGCCUGGGACAUUGAGGGGGCCACCUGGCAGAAGAUCGAGCCUUCAAUCGCCGGAGAUGCGCCUGCAGCUCGAGGGUGGUUCGACGCCGAUGUCUCCCUGAAUGAAGGAGAGGCUCCCACAAUUCAAUGCACGAUUCCUGUUCCAAAAGCGCCUUGCGAGUGGUGCAAGCAUCGCAACGUGCCUUGCACUUUCACCAGGGAGAAGAAGAGAAAGUCGGCCAUCUCAGGUGAAGAUGCGCACGCGUUGUUGCGCCGAAUUAGUCACCUUGAAGAACAGCUCACGCAAAGAUCUUUGCCAGAUCAACAUCAUGCAACUCAACCAUCACCAGAGCCCAUAGAUGCCAGCUCUUGUCCUGCUUCAACCGGAGUCAGGGAGCCUCCUGCCGGUCUUGCCGCGCCCACCGCCCCUGAGCAAGCGCAGAUAUUAGACCUGCCGUCAACUGCUGCUAUCUCCCCAAACCCAAGCUUCUUCUCCUCCAGCACCAGUUGGAACUCUUUCAAUGCUGAUGAAAAGUACAAUGGAGUGAACUGGUACUUCAGAGGCAUCCCGAUUGUGUCAGAAACUGGUCAAAGAUGGAUCUCUUCAAGAACAGGUCAACAUGGUGCACUGCCCAAACUCUUCCUCCUCACCUUGAAGUCCGACGUCGUCCUAUCCGACACGUCAAGGCCGUCUUCCGAGAUCUGCCAAAGGUCUAUUGGUAGCUUCCCAGACGUGCUAUUAACGCAUGUGGCUCUCGAUCUUUUCCUCAAAUCAAGAUCCCGAUUCAUUUUCAAUGUCGUUGAUCCCGUCUUGUUCAUGGACACAAUACGCAUGGCGCACACCCUCGAGUGCAAUGAAUCUUCUAUGGAAGCACGAAUCUCUAGCCAGGCAUGCGUUUGGGCUCUGCUUGCUGUCACAGCUCGAUCAAACGCAAUCAGAGACGAUCCCGCCGUUGAGGAGGGCCAGACGUCUGCUCGCAAAGCAGAGGCAGCUUUGGCGCUUGUCGCAGAAAGCCCAAGCCUUGACAGCCUGCAGGCACAUCUAAUGCUGCAAAUGUUUCGAAUAUCGAGGGGGUAUUGGGAGAAGGCUAGCAUGUUACAUUCACUGCUCUGUCGUAUGGUAUGUGAUUUGGGAGGACACCUCCCUCCACCAAUAAUGGCCAUGUCUGCCGAGGACCUUCCAGCCGAUCGCGCCCGCCGCCAUAUCAGAGCUCUGUUUUGGGUGUGCUAUGCGCUCGACAAGGACAUCGCACUACGCUCUGGAAAGCCGCCUCUUCUCGUGGGCGAUUAUUGUGACAUGACGCUGCCACAGAGGGACGACGAAACUAAUUCAGGGCAACACACAGCCAGUAUUCACUCGCUUCGACUCAGUAUCUUUAAGGAACAGGUCUAUCGCUUCCUCUACGCCCCCGGAGCCUUUGGCAUCCCGGACUCUCAGCAUUUGCUCCGGCUACGCCACCUGGAUGACGAACUCGAAAAUUGGCGUCUAUCUAUCCCUCCAGACAUGAGGCCCACGCUUGCCCAUCCGCCCGAACCAGCUGCCAUCACAGCUGACGCCAGCCCUCCCAAGAUCCUUCAACGUAUAAAUCUUCAGUUGGAAUAUCGAUAUAUCUUGACCUUGAUACAUGCGACAGUCCGGAGAUGUGGCGCUGCUCUAGUCGAGCGGGCAGAGAUGCCAGAAGACUUGCACAGCGUGGCCCACUCGACUGGACGUUCAACAAUCAUCAUUUUGAAGGAACCAAUCCAUAGACUGGGGGAAGAAUCUUUCUGGCACAUCGCCUUUUAUGCGCCCAUAGCCGCCAUGUCCUUGUUCGUCAACAUCCUCAUCCAUCCGCUGGGCGAAGGCGCCGACUCCGAUCUUGAACAUCUCACAACGGCCGUGGGAGUUAUCCGUAGCAUACCACUGGGCAACCUCUCCGCAGACGAGAUUGACUACGUGCAGGCCAUGUGUGAUUUCAUGAUGGAGCUCAUUCGGCUCGGCAACUGCGCCAUUUGGAAGGCCAAGAAGGAUGGGAGGUCUCGGUGUACUUGA
Molecule: messenger RNA, 2823 nt
Organism: Emericellopsis atlantica
Lineage: Eukaryota; Fungi; Ascomycota; Sordariomycetes; Hypocreales; Bionectriaceae
Exons: 6
Coding region: 1-2823 (940 amino acids)
Biological process (GO): regulation of DNA-templated transcription; DNA-templated transcription
Molecular function (GO): DNA binding; protein binding; DNA-binding transcription factor activity, RNA polymerase II-specific
Source: RefSeq, a predicted model, not a curated record